UAAAUGAACAAGUCGAUAUAUUUUAACAACUAUAUACAACAACUACAUACAGAAAUUAUUGUUGUGAAAUAAAAAUAAAUAUGGCGAAACUGACAAAAGCGGUUUGGGGACUUUCAUCAAAUUUCGCAUCAAAUCAAUACUUUUCAAGAUUAUUGACGCCAUCGAGAAUAAAUAUUCCUGUUUCAAUUCAACGAAAUUCAUCAGCCAAAACUGCUGUUAAUACAUCUGAGGAUGCACUUCUAAUUAGCGAUAGUUGUGUUAGACGUUUAAAAGAAAUUUCGGAAAAUGGAGCUUGUUUACGAGUGACCGUUGAAGGUGGAGGUUGUUCCGGAUUUCAAUAUAAAUUUGACUUGGAUUCCAAUAUUCAAGACGACGAUAAAAUUUUCCAAAAAGAUGGAGCAAAAAUAGUGAUAGAUUCAACAUCAUUAGAAUAUGUGAAAGGCGCAACUGUCGAAUAUCACAAAGAAUUAAUUCGUUCGGCUUUUAGAAUAACGAAUAAUCCUCUAGCUGAACAAGGUUGCAGCUGUGGCGUUAGUUUUGCUGUUAAAUUAGAUUAAUUUUCGACGAAAUUAUUAUUUUUUUUUAGUCUUCUACGUCGUCCCAAGAAAGAAAGUGAUUAUUUGAAACUAUUUUAAAAAUAAGAUGCAUAUUUUAAAUACACACACAUUUAUAUAAAGAAUAUAUUUGAAAUUUGAUAUUUCAAAUUUAUUCAAUUCUAUUUUGUAUAGAAUUUAUUGUUUCGUGUUAAAAUUUUUAUUAAAUUGUAUGAAUAAGUUUUUGUUACGGGAAGAAGAGGGUAAGAAAUUAUUAGAAGAUUAUAAUUUAUAAUAUAUAAUUU
This is a messenger RNA of Leptopilina heterotoma, 838 nucleotides long. RefSeq names its product iron-sulfur cluster assembly 2 homolog, mitochondrial. The record is from RefSeq and is a predicted model, not a curated record. The coding region runs from base 81 to 557 and encodes 158 amino acids. The transcript is spliced from 3 exons. Lineage: Eukaryota; Metazoa; Arthropoda; Insecta; Hymenoptera; Figitidae. Gene Ontology annotation, molecular function: 4 iron, 4 sulfur cluster binding; iron ion binding; 2 iron, 2 sulfur cluster binding. Gene Ontology annotation, cellular component: mitochondrion. Gene Ontology annotation, biological process: iron-sulfur cluster assembly.